AUGGCAUCACCAAAUAAAAAAACAAUUCCAACAAGAUCGCAAUCUUGCAACAUUCAAUCAAAAAGACGUCGAGCCAGAAGAACUUUCUCACGCCCUGAUAACGAGCUCUUUCUAAUUAAUGCUGUAGUAAGGCAAGAUGUGGACGAUGCUCAAUUUAUACUUGAAAGAAGGGAUGUGGAUGUAAACUCAAUGUGCUACCUUGGUUGGGCUGCUGUACAUUAUGCUUGCAAAAAUAAUCAGUUAGAAAUGGUGAAGCUACUAUUACAGUAUGGUGCAAACACUAACUUAAUGACAAACGAUGAAAACUUUCCGUUAAAAAUUGCCGUUACCUGGGGAGCAUUUGACGUUUAUUGUUUUCUACUACAAAAUGGCGUUUUUUACAAUUAUACAGAAAACGAUUUACGCAUAAGUUACUUGUAA
This is a messenger RNA of Hydra vulgaris (swiftwater hydra), 420 nucleotides long. RefSeq names its product protein phosphatase 1 regulatory subunit 27. Lineage: Eukaryota; Metazoa; Cnidaria; Hydrozoa; Anthoathecata; Hydridae. Gene Ontology annotation, molecular function: protein binding. The record is from RefSeq and is a predicted model, not a curated record.